Molecule: messenger RNA, 658 nt
Organism: Oryza sativa Japonica Group (Japanese rice)
Lineage: Eukaryota; Viridiplantae; Streptophyta; Magnoliopsida; Poales; Poaceae
Source: RefSeq, a predicted model, not a curated record
AAUUGCUCAAAAGGCAAUAUAGAUAGCCAAGCUUACAAAAAGCACAGGCCAGAACAACAAAUUCGAUCACUUGAAGCUUUCUCCACAAGAUCCUUGCGAACAAUGUCCAGUUCUAAGGGACUUAGUAGCUCUGUGCCUCCCCAAGGUGGCUCUGGAGCAUCCAAAAGGCACGCGGACAUUCAUCAUGAAGUGACAAACCUUCCAGGAUCGAAAGGUUUUACACCUUCUCGGAACAACAACCAGCAGCCCUACAAUGGUCAAGGUGCUCACAGCCUCACGUACGGGUUCAAAACAUUUGCCACAAAAGCAAGGGCAUGUCCAAAUUGGUCGUAUAAGCCAUGAACCAAAAUGAGCAGGGAUUAUCAAUACUAAUUCGUUGUUCAAACCUCUGUGAAAAUUACAAUGUACAUAUAUAUAUGUAUAUAGGGAAAGGAUUAUUGUAAAUAGCCGUCCACCUCCCCGCAAAAAAAAAAAAAAAAAAAAAAGCUGUCCACCUAGGCCAUAAUAUCCACAUCCAUGGGAAGGAAAAAAAUAAUUGUAACAUUUUAUUUGUUGAAAUUUGUUGUAUACUCCUUAAAAUGGGGAGUUUAUAUAUCUUCAAAAGUAAUGUACAACACAUAUUGUUCAAUGUAAAUCCUCACAGCGUUGUUGUUUUUUU